This is a messenger RNA of Canis lupus familiaris (dog), 2670 nucleotides long. It is a transcript of the gene PGF, whose product is annotated as placental growth factor. NCBI's taxonomy places the organism in Eukaryota, Metazoa, Chordata, Mammalia, Carnivora, Canidae. Gene Ontology annotation, biological process: induction of positive chemotaxis; positive regulation of mast cell chemotaxis; positive regulation of angiogenesis. Bases 1260 to 2060 code for a protein of 266 amino acids. Gene Ontology annotation, cellular component: membrane. Gene Ontology annotation, molecular function: vascular endothelial growth factor receptor binding; growth factor activity; chemoattractant activity. The record is from RefSeq and is a predicted model, not a curated record. The transcript has 12 exons.
GCUCCACUAAGGGCUCCAACCAGGGAGAGGGACUGGUGCAAAAAUGGCCCACAUCCUGACCUGCCAUACUCCUCCCGGAUGAUCCUGAGCACUCUCCGCACCAUGUUGCCCACUGUGGUCUCCGAGGGCUGCGCAGCCGUCAUUCUCUGGCCCUCUCGGCGGACAAGUUCCAUCAGCUCCUCUGUGGUCCGAGGGAGAGAGGGUGAGAGGGCACGAGCGAGAUGAGGCCUGGCCGACUCUCCGCCUGCGGACUGGAUAGUGGCGAGGGACGCGACAGAACCAACAUGCCUUACCUGCGUUGCUCCAGCGGUGGUCGGUGAUGAUCCGGCGCAGCAGCCCCAGGGUCUCACGAGCCAUGUCCUCGGAGCUGCGCCGCCCACCGUCCCGCUUCAGGGCCUCCACGAAACUCUCGAUGCUCCCGCACAACUCCGAGCCCUCAGCCGCGGCUCCCGGCAUCUCGAAAACAGCCGCCUCGCCGGCGGAUUCCGCACCUGCACAAGGUCGGUCUUUGCACUUCCGGGGCGGGCGAAGUCGGCUUCCGCUCUGCAACGAGAACUCCGGCGUGAGAGUCUUCGGGCCACGCCCCCUCGAUGCCACGUCCCGCCCCUCCACCUGCCUGAGCCAAUCAGCGGCUAGGAGCUCGAGUUACUCAGUUGCCGCCGAGCGUCAGCGAGCCCCCGAGGCCCGAGGACCGGAAGUGGCCUUUCUGGGUCCCUCCGAGGCUGAACCAGAGCGCCUCGUACAUCUAACGUAAGACGGGAAUCCGGGAUGAGGAGGCCGAAUACGCCCCAGUAAGGAUAUUCAAAGUGGGAGCUUACGUGGAAGCAUAGAUGAUGUCCUUCCAUUUGAACAGACUACAGAGGCUGGGGAACAUAACAUAAUACCAAGAGCUACUGUCGACUUAGCGCUGUGUGUGCCUUAGCUCAUCUCUUGCAAUUUAUGAGGGAGUCCCUGCAGAAGAUUUUUGUCACACUACCCAACCUUGGAGACAUGGCUCGAGCUUGAAGACCUUCCCCAAGAAGCCCCAGGCCCUGGUUCUAGGACUCAUUUCCCUUCCCCUUUCAUAGAAUCUUCCAGCCUCUGGGUGAUUAUGAUGAUAAACAGUUCAAUGUGGAGUUUCAAGCAUUGACUCUCCGGUGGAUCUACUCAGAAGGCCUUGAUGACAGCUGGGACCUGAUGACCUGGAUGGUGAUGCCCCCAGCGCUCCAGGCAGGGGUUCUGAAAUCACAGACCCACUUGGGGGAGCGGCACCUCCAUGGAUGUCCACACACUUCCCAGGAGCCAGGCUGGACCACGUCUUCUGGGAGGAGACCUCAGGCCCGGCUGUCUCAGACUCCAGCUCCGGGGAGUCUCCAGCUCCAACGGAGGAGCGGGUGGGCUGGGCAGCCCUGCAGCGACAGAUGAGCCCCAUACCUGCCACUGCUGGUCUGCUGCAGGGCUGGCCUGAGCAAUUGGCCUUGUCUGCUGGAAAUGGCUCAUCAGAGGUGGAAGUGGUGCCCUUCCAGCAAGUGUGGGGACGCAGCUACUGCCGGGCACUGGAGAAGCUGGUGGACGUCUUGUCGGAGUACCCGGAUGAGGUGGAGCACAUGUUCAACCCAUCCUGCGUCUCCCUGCUGCGCUGUAGUGGCUGCUGCGGAGACGAAAACCUGCACUGUAUGCCGGUGGAGACGGCCAAUGUCACCAUGCAGGCAUCCAACCCUUCUCUCCCCGAAGCUCCUGAUGAUCCAUUCUACGGGCCGGCCCUCCUACGUGGAGCUGACCUUCUCUCAGCACAUCCGCUGUCAGUGCAGGCCUCCGUUGGAGGAUAUGAAGCUAGAAAGCCACUUUGUCUUGACGCUUUUGGCUUAUUGCAGGAGGAGACCCAAGGGCAGGGGGAAGAGGAAGAGAGAGAAGCAGAGACCCACAGACUGCCACCUGUGCGGCCAUACUGUUCCCCAGAGGUAACCGGCCCCUCAGAGGAGAGACGCCUCGCCCCGGCUCCUGUAUUUAUUACGGCCACACUCAGUUACCUCCCUGCUGACACCUGCCCUCUAUUUAUUAGCCAAUUGUAUCCCUGCUGAAUGACUUGCUCCCUCCAAGGUGAGGGGCAGGGAGGGAUAGGACCCUCAGGAAUUCAGUGCCUUAAACAGAACGUGAGAGAAAGAAAGGAGGCAGCCGCAGACCCACGUGUGCAUCAGCUGGAGAAGAAGCAAGAUCUGUGGCUUUGAGAGGGGCAAACCAGGCCCCAGCGGGCUUCCCGGGAGCGGCCGCCUGUGCCUGAGCCUCGGACUCCCCGUGGACCAGCAGCCCUGGUUUUCGGGGCUCCGGGCCAACAACGUGGGGGUGGACGGGCGCAGGCUGGGUGGGAAGGCAGGCAGCAGACAGAGGAGUCCUGCUGCUUCCUCCACCUGGCAGCAGCCCGGCGCCCUGGAGAUCCGAAAGUGGGGCUCUGGAGACUGGUGGCUGCCUGGGGGGCUCGGCCACUCCUGGUCCCCUCGGGCUCUCCUCACAUCUUGCCGCCGCUGCUCAUGCUGGGACAUUGUGCUUUAUGGUCAAGGCAUCACCACCUGCCCCUCUCAGGGACACAGGCGAAGAGGGAGCCCCAGCCGGGAUGUGCCUCCAGCCGCCCCUGAGCGGCUUUCUGACUGCCAAGCCAGAUUCUCUUGAAUAAAGUAUUCUAGUCUGGAAACA